AUGGAGAGCACAGUGACGGCGUUGUGCGCCGACUACCAGUCAUCGCUGUACGAGGAUGGAACUGUCUAAAUCUCGGUCCAUUCUGGACCAUAAGCCCUAACCUCGCACCGGUGCCAGGAAAUCAGAAAAACACUCGGGGUGAUGAAGAACAUCGCAGUGGAUCUCGAGAGGGAUAAGAUGUCGGUUGAGGUUGACCGACCAGCUGCUCCGAUUUCUUUACUGCAACCGGCAAUCUUUAACUUUCAUCUGUUUGGCGCUGGAGGGGGUUUUGGAACUUCUGAACGCUUCGGAUGACUGCGCUCAUUUCUCUUCUGCGGUCAAAUCUACUGGAGAUGCGUACGUGCCUGGAACGCAGGUGAUUGCAGCUCCUUGUAUUGUACUCUCUUUGGUCGUUGCUCAUAACGAGUGCUAA
This is a messenger RNA of Spirodela intermedia, 412 nucleotides long. NCBI's taxonomy places the organism in Eukaryota, Viridiplantae, Streptophyta, Magnoliopsida, Alismatales, Araceae. The record is from the annotation of a GenBank genome assembly.